Molecule: messenger RNA, 1212 nt
Organism: Lactuca saligna
Lineage: Eukaryota; Viridiplantae; Streptophyta; Magnoliopsida; Asterales; Asteraceae
Source: the annotation of a GenBank genome assembly
AUGGAGCUUAGAUCUGUUUUGGACAGAUUAGAGUCAAUUAGGAGAAAUUUUUUUUUGGGAGGCUGUGAAGAAAGACGCAAGAUUAAUUGGGUGGCUUGGAAUGUUGUGCUAGGGCCUAAAGGAAAUGGAGGUCUUGGUAUUGGUUCUCUUGAAUCAUUGAACAUUUCUUUGCUUAUCAAGUGGUUAUGGAGGUUUUAUGAUGAAAGAGAUUCUUUAUGGAGGAGGGUUAUUUGUGGAAUUCAUAAUUGUGAAAGGAAGCAUGUGGACAGGUGGGCCAAAAAAUCGUUAGGUGGGUGUUGGUUUAAUAUUAUCAACGUCGUUUCUCGUCUCAACGACUUGGGGGUGAAUUUCAAGUCUACUUUUGACAUCUGUCUUGGGGAUGGUAAGAAUACUUUGUUUUGGUUGGAUGAUUGGUUGGGUAAUGGUACGAUGGCUUUCAAUUUCCCUCAUCUUUUUGAACUUGACAAACGAAAGAGCUGCUUUGUUGCGGAAAGAGUUGGCUAUGAUAGGCUGAAGUGGGAUUGGAAAAGGAAACCCAACACUGUGAUUGAGCGUGAGGAGUUGGAUUUAUUAGUUAGGCUUGUGGAACGGGUGCAAUUUUCUUCAGAACCUGAUAAAUGGAAGUCGAGAUUUUCGGGGGAUGGAGGUUUCUAUGUUCAUGACUUGCGUAGUGUGAUUGAGGAUUUGAAUGCCCCUGUUGUUUACAACCCAACGGUUUGGCUUAAGAUUGUUCCACUAAAAGUUUCAAUUUUCGUUUGGCGUGCAUGUAUGGAUCGUAUCCCUACUGCGAUGGCUUUGGCGCGUAGAGGUGUAAAUGGUAUAUCGACGUCUUGUUUACUUUGUAACGUGGGAAUUGAUGAGGCGAACCAUAUUCUUUUGCAUUGCCCUGUUGCUCGGGAUGCGUUGAUGUGGCUGCUUAAUUGGUGUAACAUCCAACCGCCUGCUUUCAAUGGUGUUGGGGCACUAGUAAAAUUUGCUGGGUGUUGGGGUUCCUGCCCGAAAAGAAGGAAGAUCUUAAUCGCCUUAUGUUAUGGGUUCUUAUGGUGUGCGUGGAAGAUAAGGAACGAACGGAGGUUCAACGACACUUGUAGUUCGCAGUCAAAAUUGGCGGAUAAUGUUGUUUCUUUAGUGUUUGGUUGGGUGAAAUACAGGGGAAAUUUUGAUAGUUGUAAAUGGGAAGAUUGGUGUAUUUCCCCUUUUAAUGUUUUGUAA